Molecule: messenger RNA, 782 nt
Organism: Actinia tenebrosa (Australian red waratah sea anemone)
Lineage: Eukaryota; Metazoa; Cnidaria; Anthozoa; Actiniaria; Actiniidae
Source: RefSeq, a predicted model, not a curated record
AAAAACUUUUCCUUUCAAAUUCUUUUUAAAAUGUCGAAUGCAGAAACCGAUUCUUCAUGUAGUAAUGAUUCGGAUGAUUCUGAGACCGAUUAUUUACCUGAAUACCUGUUGGAAGUUGAAGGUCAACAAGACGAUCUUGAACAACAAGACACUUCUGCGUCGACAAGGAAAGGGCUAACAGCUGUCGAUUAUUGCGAUGUUUUUCAACCAUAUACCGAUGAGCCGAUUGCAAGCGAGGAAUGGCUUGAAGAAUAUAGAAGUCAGCAAGAAAUUCAACAAGAAUUUGAACGUAAACUGCAGAGUCGAUCUGAUGAAAUGGAAGAUGUAAAGUUGUGGUGCAAGUGUGGAAAUUGCCAAACCGAGUAUCUUCAAAAUCCAAACRAAUACCAGUGCUGUCUGGAAAUCGAAGAAUGUGUUGAAUCGCUUUCUAGCGACAUAGUUCGAGAAGAAUGUCUUGAAAUUCCAGACUGCAUCACUCUUCAUCCUGGUUUUGAGCAAGUUUGCCUUUCUAAAUGGAGUUUAAGAUUAGCAGCCGACAAAUACAAGACAAAAGUUAAUAGUAGAUACAGUCAGACUGGAUCAGAGGAAAGGUUCCUGCGUAGUAUUGCAUAUAGGGAAUUCACACGCCUUGUCCAUGGUUACUUGGGUGGAAGAAGAAUACCUUUGCCAGCUUGUGCAUAUAACAAAAUUAGAGAAAAAUUUAAUGACAAUGAAUACAUUGGAUUUGAAGUUGAGGAGAAUGAUGAAUAAAUAUUDCAUGUCAAUUAUAAUCAUCUCUAUCA